This is a messenger RNA of Saxophila tyrrhenica, 732 nucleotides long. RefSeq lists its product as uncharacterized. The record is from RefSeq and is a predicted model, not a curated record. The transcript is spliced from 4 exons. Lineage: Eukaryota; Fungi; Ascomycota; Dothideomycetes; Mycosphaerellales; Extremaceae. The coding region runs from base 1 to 732 and encodes 243 amino acids.
AUGGCGAACAACGAGCACUCCAAGGCCAUGGAUGAAGCUACCGACAGUAGCACUGUCGACCGCUCAGGGCCUGUACACGGUGCCGAAGAAUCGUUCUACCCCCAGCAACAUCGCGAUCUCAAGAUUGAGUCAACCACUACAGCACAGGCAUACGAAUCCGAAGACCUAGCUCAGCAACGCAUUCGAGUCAACCUUGGGGAACGCAGCAUCACCAUCGGCCGCUCAGUCACUCUUAGGACUGACGAUUCCACCUCAUCUGACGCAAGCGACGAUUCCGUCGAGUCCACCUCAUCUGACUUCAAAGCGCCCUUGACCGAGGAAGAAGAAGAAGAGCUGCGCAAACUGCAAAAGGUUUGCCGCGAGAUCGGUGUCACACCUGGUGAAGACGGAAAGGCUUGCAGAAAGCUCAUCCAAAAGGUCGUUCUCACUUUCUUCCAUGGGCGCUACCCGGCCACAGUCAAAGAGCUGUCUUGGAGGCAGCUUUGUCAGGAUGUCGGCGUUGAAGAAGGCUCUACAAUCGAACAGUGUGAGAAGAAUGUUAAGGGUGUAUACAUCAACAUCGUCGACUUCAUGCUGGCGAUCAAGAAUGAUAAGCCCGUCGUCACGUACAAGACCGAGCAGGAGUUGCGAGAGUACAUCAGGGCGACUCUAAAGAUAUUCCCAUUGUUCCGGGCGGAGGAACAUUUCCUCCUCCAGUGGAUGCUGAUCGUGGUAUUCUACGGCACUAGGUAG